Molecule: messenger RNA, 3625 nt
Organism: Cyclopterus lumpus (lumpfish)
Lineage: Eukaryota; Metazoa; Chordata; Actinopteri; Perciformes; Cyclopteridae
Gene: qsox2
Product: quiescin Q6 sulfhydryl oxidase 2
Exons: 12
Coding region: 582-2921 (779 amino acids)
Biological process (GO): protein folding
Cellular component (GO): Golgi membrane
Molecular function (GO): protein disulfide isomerase activity; flavin-dependent sulfhydryl oxidase activity
Source: RefSeq, a predicted model, not a curated record
CUCAUUUCAAAAAGUUCCAUUUAAAUUAAACAUCUCAAUUGUGUAACAUGUUGAUGAUUAGUCCUUUAAUCUUAUCGGUUACAAUUUAUAUGUGAAAAGAGCUUUUCCUGAAAUAGUCCAGAGGUCUCCGAGGGCCCAUGAACGCAGCACAGUCGUUUCGUCAGUCCACGCGCAGACUCAGUUUGAGAAAGAUCGUCUCUUAUGAAGCGUUUCCCUCUUCAGGAAAACCCGCGCCGACAGCGACCACACCGAGCGGGUUAAAACACGUUCCUGCUCACCGGUUAUUGUUGUUUAAAGAUCGAUGAGCUUCAUCGAUAUCGUUCCCAUGUAUUGAUCCGUUAUUACAUUACAUUACAUUGUAUUGAUCCGUUAUCACGUCGGUCUGUUCAAAAACCGGUUCGAUUCUCUGUUUCCGUACAGAGUGAUACGUCUGUCCGUUUAACGCUCUAAACACACGUCUCCGCUCUCAUGUCGGACCGCGUCUCUCCGCUCCUCGCGGACCCAGACUCUGCUGCUCCCUGACGGCCCGCUUUCGGUGCGGCUCCCCGCUAAUCCCACCCCACCCGGUUGGUUCGACAGGGAUGCUCCGGUUCUGGUUCCAGGCGGCGGUCGUCCUGUGGCUCGUGCCCGGGUGUGUGGGAGCUGCGGCCCGGCUGUACACGGAUGAGGACCCGCUGGUGAUCCUGGGCAGCGGCAGCCUGAUGCUCGCCGUGGGGAACUCGUCCUCGGCCUGGCUGGUCCAGUUCUACUCGUCCUGGUGCGGACACUGCAUCCAGUACUCCAGCACGUGGAGGGCUCUGGCGCAGGACGUCAAAGACUGGCAGCAGGUGGUGAGCAUCGGGGUUGUGGACUGCGCUCAGGAAGAAAACUUUGACGUCUGUAAAGACUUCAGCAUCAAGUUCUACCCGACAUUCAAGUACUUUCAUGCUCACAGUCCGCAGACAGACAGAGGGACGCUCUACAGAGGUGCCAACAGAGAGAUCCAGUCAGUGAGACAGUUGAUGGUGAACAUCCUGCAGAACCACACCAAGGUAGACUGGCCAGACCACUGUCCUCCACUGAAAGCAUACAGUUCUGUGGAGCUUCUCCCUCUGCUGGGUCAAAGGUCAGACCACUACACCGCCAUCAUCGUAGAGGAACCGGACUCCUACGUAGGACGAGAGGUGAUCCUGGACCUGCUGCAGUACUACGGAGUGGAGGUGAAGAGGGCUCUGAGCUCUGAGCUCCCUCUGCUGGAUGCUCUGAAGAUCACAACCUUCCCCUCCGUUUACCUGCUGCACCCGAAUGCAACACACACACACCUGCACGUUCAGAAGCGGUUGCGUUUCUUCUUCUCCUCCUUGUUGAGGACGUUACCAGGAGUUCAUCGCAGGUUGAGGUCUACCAGCAGCACCAGUGGCGUCCCGGUGGUGACGGACAAGCAGGGCAGCGAACCCUGGAGAGACUUCGACAGGUCGAAGGUGUACGCGGCUGAUCUGGAGUCAGCCCUCCACUACCUGCUGAGAGUCGAGCUGGCUACCCACAAUACCCUAGAGGGGGAGGAGCUAAAGAUCUUUAAGGACUUUGUUACGUUGGUCGCAAAGUUGUAUCCAGGUGGAGGCUCCGUGGUGAAGCUGAUGGAGACGCUCUCCGAUUGGCUGCUCAGUCUGCCUCUUCCACGAAUCCCCUACCAGGCCGUCCUGGACCUGGUGGACAACAAGAUGAGGAUCUCUGGUGUGUUCCUCGGGGCGGAGCUUCGCUGGGUCGGUUGCCAGGGCAGCAGGGCGGGGCUUAGAGGUUACCCAUGUUCCCUCUGGACUCUGUUCCACGUGCUGACUGUCCAGCAUGAGGCCAUGCCCACCGCCCUGGAGAACACAGGCCUGGAGGGCGAGGCGGCCCCGGUGCUGCAGGUGAUGCGUCGCUACGUCAGGACGUUCUUCGGCUGCGAGGUGUGCGGUCGACACUUUGAACAGGCGGCUGCUGUCGGUGUGAAGAAAGUCCAGAACCGAGAGGAGCAGAUCCUCUGGUUGUGGAACCAACACAACCUGGUGAACUACAGGCUGGCCGGGUCUCUGAGUGAUGACCCCCUCUUCCCAAAAGCUCCGUGGCCGAGCCCCAACCUCUGCGCCUCCUGCCACGAGGAGAAGAAUGGCGUCCACGUCUGGAACCACAACAACGUCCUCCUCUUCUUCAGAAAACACUACGGCGCCUCCAACAUUUCCCCCAAAUACUCCCUGACCCCCCCACGACUCCCUGCACCUCCUCCUAAUCCAGAUCCUGAUCAGACCAGCCAGCCACAGGAGGAGCACCGAGGAGGAGAGAGGAAGGAGCAGCUGGAGCCCCGACCCGGACACCAGGCAUUCAGAGGGGAGGGAGGAGGAGGAGGAGGAGGAGCAGCAGGAGGAGCAGCAGGAGGAGGAGGAGCAGGAGGAGGAGGAGGAGCAGCAGCAGGAGGAGGAGGAGCAGCAGCAGGAGGAGGAGGAGCAGAAGGAGGAGGUGGAGCAGGAGGAGCAGCAGCAGGAGGAGGAGGAGGAACAGGAGGAGGAGGAGCAGCAGGAGGAAGAGCAGGAGGAGCAGGAACAGGAGGAGCAGCAGCAGCAGCAGCAGGAACAGGAGGAGCAGCAGGAGGAAGAGCAGGAGGAGGAGCAGCAGCAGGAACAGGAAGAGCAGGAGGAGCAGGAACAGGAGGAGCAGUAGGAGGAACAGGAGGAGGAGCAGGAGGAAGAGCAGGAAGAGCAGGAACAGGAGGAGCAGGAGGAGCAGCAGGAACAGGAGCAGCAGGAGGAGGAGUUUGGAUUCUGGGUCUGGGUUUCAACAGCGUGGACAUGAGUCUGUGUGUGGUGCUGUACGUCUGCUCCUGCCUCUUCCUCAUGCUCCUCUUCUUCUUCUUUAAAGUCCGAUCCAGGAGGUGGAAACUCCGGCACUCCCGCCUCCACGUCUGACUGGGACCGGGUCUGACCUGGACCAGGUCUAGAGCAGCUCUCUUCUGGUCCUGCUCUGGUCUCCCACAUUUAACAGCUUUAAAGGACCCUGACGUGCUGUACUUUGGAUUUUAGAAACCUGGUCUGGAUUUGUUGUAUUCAUCGAAUCAUUUGAACUCCUGGACCAGACCAUGUGACCUUGUGACCAGCUGAGACAGGUCACAUGGUGACCUUGUGACCAUGUGACCAGCUGACGAGGUCACCUUGUUGAGGAACAUGAUGGCAGCUCACUGGGACUGAACUGGACCAGACUGGUUUUGCUGAGUUCACUUAGUGCCAAAUGUUGAACCUGCUGUCGACAGAUGACUCACCUGUCCUCUCAGGCCCCUCCUCCUGUGUGUGUGUGUGUGUCUGUGAUUGGUUGAUUGAUUUGGUUCUUACGUUAUUAAAAAACAAGACAAAACAAUUAAUUUCACACUUAGAAAAUUGAUUAAUUAGUUUUUUCUUCAUUCUUAAAAAGUGUCGUAAGCGUUUUUUAAAACACAAAUCUAAUGAUGUCAUGGUUCAAAGGUCAUCGAGUCUCAUCUUUACAAUUUCAUGAAUCUUGUAUUUCAUGAAAGAGCUUCUUUCUGAAAAUCAAAAGAGAAUUUAAAAAUGAAAAUUGUAUCUGAUAAAAUGUUUUUUUAAACGUAAAGUGAAAUGAAAUAAAAACCUAAAAUGUGAAA